AUGGAAGCUGACAACCAAUCAGGAAUCACAAACUUCAUCCUUCUGGGACUUUCUGAAGACACGGAGCUCCAGCCUCUGCUUUUUGGCCUAUUUCUCUACAUGUACGUGGUCUGCGUUAUCGGGAAUGCGCUCAUCGUCCUGGCCAUUGUCUCAGACCCCCACCUCCACACGCCCAUGUACUUCUUCCUCUCCAACUUGUCUCUCACAGACAUUUGCUUCACCACCACCACUGUCCCCAAGAUGCUGGCAAACCUGCAAACCCAGGAUAGAAGCAUUACGUACAAUGGGUGCCUCACCCAGUUAUUCUUCUUCAGUAUCUUCGCAGCCCUGGAUGACUUGCUCCUGACCAUCAUGGCCUAUGACCGCUUCGUGGCCAUCUGUCACCCUUUGCACUACAUGGUCAUCAUGAGUCCCCGGCUCUGUGGCCUCCUGCUUCUGUGUUCUUGGUCCAUUUGUCUGAUCUACUCUUUCUUGCAAAGCUUGAUGGUGCUAAGAGUCUCUUUCUGCAGAGACACGGAGAUCCCCCACUUUUUCUGCGAACUGGCCCAGUUCCUCAAGCUGGCCUGUUCUGACAUCCUCAUCAAUAACAUCAUUCAGUAUUUCAUUACUGUUCUACUGGGUAUCAUUCCCUUGAUUGGCAUCUUGUUUUCCUACACGAAGAUCAUUUCCUCUAUCCUCGGCAUUGCAUCGGCCCAGGGUAAGUAUAAGGCCUUCUCCACCUGCGGCUCUCACCUGUCUGUCAUCUCUCUGUUUUAUGGCACUGGCCUGGGUGUCUACCUAACCUCUGGAACAGCCCACCCCUCCAGAACGGGCUCAGUGGCAUCGGUCAUGUACACGGUGGUCACCCCCAUGCUGAACCCCUUCAUCUACAGCCUCAGAAACAGGGACAUCAAGGGGGCCCUGCGGAGACUCUUCUGUAGAGGCGCUGAUGUUCAGUGA
This is a messenger RNA of Suncus etruscus (white-toothed pygmy shrew), 939 nucleotides long. RefSeq names its product olfactory receptor 7C2-like. The record is from RefSeq and is a predicted model, not a curated record. Gene Ontology annotation, biological process: G protein-coupled receptor signaling pathway. NCBI's taxonomy places the organism in Eukaryota, Metazoa, Chordata, Mammalia, Eulipotyphla, Soricidae. Gene Ontology annotation, cellular component: membrane. Gene Ontology annotation, molecular function: olfactory receptor activity; G protein-coupled receptor activity. The transcript has a single exon. Bases 1 to 939 code for a protein of 312 amino acids.